Molecule: messenger RNA, 7827 nt
Organism: Hipposideros armiger (great roundleaf bat)
Lineage: Eukaryota; Metazoa; Chordata; Mammalia; Chiroptera; Hipposideridae
Gene: PCDH12
Product: protocadherin 12
Exons: 5
Coding region: 595-4194 (1199 amino acids)
Biological process (GO): homophilic cell-cell adhesion
Cellular component (GO): plasma membrane
Molecular function (GO): calcium ion binding
Source: RefSeq, a predicted model, not a curated record
CUUAUUCCCAUUAACACUCUAAAAAGGAGGCAGUGGAGACCCAGAGAGGCUCAGUGAUUUGUCCACAUGACACAUCUAGUAAACUGCAGGGUCAGGAUUUGAACCCAGGCAGUUUGGCUCUGGUCUGGAGGCCAGUCUCUUAAUGACAGCUGCUUCCCAUGAGACAACAAUGGGUGAUCAGGACAGAGUCAAGAUGAAAGGUGGAGUUUCCAUAGGAAAAAGCUGCUUCUCUGUUUCCCCAGCCUAGCAACUGUUUGGAAGUCAGAUCCCCACAUCCUGCUCUACUGGGUCAAGUCCCUCUUGGACCGGCUCGUGUCCAUCAUUGACUGGAGUGUACCAACCCUGUGCAGGGUCUCCCCUGGCAAUCUUACCUCAUCAGUGCUGGGACUUCUCGGAUCUCUUCAGAUGAAAAUGGCCUUGCCUAGGAAUCCUGCUAGCUCCAUCAUCCUCUAAUUAUGGGACAAGGCUGUGCCAACAGGUCUGGGGGCAGGAGAACAGGGCUAAUCAAGCCCCCCUGGAAACACUGGAGGACUUCCCAGCCUUCGAAGAACUCUAACGGUUUCUGAAUCAAGCCCAUUCUUGGUGGUAAGCAUAAUGCAACUUCUGCAACUUCUGCUGUGGCUUUUGGGAUCAGGUGGCUGCUUGCUCCUUUCAGGGGAUUGUCAGGAGGUGGCCACUCUCACUGUGAAAUACCAAGUGUCAGAGGAAGUGCCGUCUGGCACGGUGAUAGGGAAACUGUCCCAGGAACUGGGCUGGGAGGAGAGGCGUGCGCAAGCGGGGGCUGCCUUCCAGGUCUUGCAGCUGCCUCAGGCACUCCCCAUCCAGGUGGACCCUGAGGACGGCCGGCUCAGCACAGGGAGACGGCUAGACCGAGAGCAGCUUUGCCGGCAGCGGGAUCCCUGCCUGGUUUCCUUUGACGUGCUUGCCACAGGGGAUUUGGCUCUGAUCCAUGUGGAGAUCCAGGUGCUGGACAUCAAUGACCACCAGCCACAGUUUCCCAAAGGCGAGCAGGAGCUGGAAAUCUCUGAGAGUGCCUCUCUGCGCACCAGGAUCCCUCUGGACAGAGCUCACGACCCGGACACUGGCCCCAACACUCUGCACUCCUACUCCCUGUCUCCCAGUGAGCACUUCGCCCUGGAUGUCAUCGUGGGGCCCGAUGAGACCAAACAUGCAGAACUUGUGGUGGUGAAGGAGCUGGACCGGGAAAUCCACUCGUGUUUUGAUCUGGUGUUAACUGCCUAUGACAGUGGGAAUCCCCCCAAGUCAGGAACCAGCUUGGUCAAAGUCAACGUCUUGGACUCCAAUGACAACAGCCCUGUGUUUGCUGAGAGCUCACUGGCACUAGAAAUCCAAGAAGAUGCUGCCCCUGGUACCCUCCUCAUAAACUUGACCGCCACAGACCCUGACCAAGGCCCCAACGGGGAGGUGGAGUUCUUCCUCAGUAAGCAUGUGCCUCCAGAGGUGCUGGACACCUUUAGCAUCGAUGCCAAGACAGGUCAGGUGAUUCUGCGUCAACCCCUAGACUACGAGAGGAAUCCUGCCUACGAGGUGGAUGUCCAGGCAAGGGACCUGGGUCCCAAUCCCAUCCCAGCCCACUGCAAAGUUCUCAUCAAGGUUCUGGACGUCAAUGACAAUGCCCCAACUAUCCACAUCACGUGGGCUUCCCAGCCGUCACUGGUGUCAGAGGCUCUUCCCAAGGACAGUUUCAUUGCUCUCGUCGUGGCAAAUGACUUGGACUCAGGAAACAAUGGCCUGGUCCACUGCUGGCUGAGCCAAGAUCUGGGCCACUUCAGGCUGAAACGGACCAACGGCAACACAUACAUGCUGCUAACCAACGCCACACUGGACAGAGAGCAGUGGCCCUCAUAUAACCUCACUCUAUUGGCCCAAGACCAAGGACCCCAGCCCUUAUCCGCCAAGAAACAGCUCAGCAUUCAAAUCAGUGAUGCCAAUGACAAUGCACCUGUGUUUGAGAAGAGCAGGUACGAGGUCUCCACUCGGGAAAACAAUCUACCCUCUCUUCACCUCAUUACCCUCAAAGCUCAUGAUGCAGACUUGGGCAUGAACGGACAAAUCUCAUACCGCAUCCAGCACUCUCCAGUUUCUCACUUGAUAGCUAUUGACUCAGACACAGGAGAGGUCACUGCCCAGAGGUCACUGGACUAUGAACAGAUGACUGGCUUUGAGUUCCAUGUGAUCGCGGAGGACAGGGGACAGCCCCAGCUCACAUCCAGCAUCUCUGUGUGGGUCACCCUCCUGGAUGCCAACGAUAAUGCCCCAGAGGUGAUUCAUCCCACACUCAGCGAUGGAAAAGCCAGCCUCUCAGUGCUGGUUAAUGCCUCCACAGGCCACCUUCUGGUGCCCAUUGAGACUCCCAAUGGCUUGGGUCCAGUGAGCACUGACACACCACAACUGGCUACCCACAUCUCCCAGCCAUUCCUUUUGGCAACCAUUGUAGCAAGAGACGCAGACUCAGGGGCAAACGGAGAAGUCCUCUACAGCAUUCGGAGUGGGAACGAAGCCCACCUCUUUGUCCUCAGCCCCCACCUGGGGCAGUUGUUCAUCAACAUCACCAAUGCCAGCAGCCUCAUUGGGAGUGAGUGGGAGCUGGAGAUAGUGGUGGAAGACCAUGGCAGCCCCUCCUUGCAGACCCAAGCCCUGUUGAGGGUCUUGUUCGUCACCAGUGUGGACCACCUGAGGGACUCGCCCCGUGAGCCUGGGGCCCUGAGCACAUCGGUGCUAACGGUGAUUUGUCUGGUCGUCCUGCUGGCCAUCUUUGGAUUGAUCUUGGCUCUGAUCAUGUCCAUCUGCCGGACGGAGAAGAAGGACAACAGGGCCUACAACUGUCGGGAGGCAGAGUCCACCUACCGCCACCAGCCCAAGAGGCCCCAGAAACACAUUCAAAAGGCAGACAUCCACCUUGUGCCUGUGCUCAAGGGCCAGGUGGAUGAGCCUGCUGAAGUCAGGCAGCCCCUCAAGGACGUGAGCGAGGAAGCGAUGAUGGAAGCAGGCUGGGACCCCUGCCUGCAGACGCCCUUUCACCUUACCCCAACUCUGUACAGGACCCUGCGGAACCAAGGCAACCAGGGAACACUGGCCGAGAGCCGAGAGGUGCUGCAGGACACUGUCAACCUCCUUUUCAACCAUCCCAGGCAGAGGAACACCUCCCGGGAGAACCUGAGCCUUCCCGAGCCCCAGCCUGCGAUGGGCCAGCCCCACUCAAGGCCCCUGAAGGUUGCAGGCAGCCCCACAGGGAGGCUUCCUGGAGAUCAGGGAAGGGAAGAGGCCCUGCUGAGCCCACCAGGCUCCUCGGCAACCCUGAGGCGACAGCGGCAUCUCAAUGGCAAAGUGGCCCCUGAGAAAGAGUCAGGCCCCCGUCAGAUCCUGCGGAGCCUGGUCCGGCUGUCUGUGGCUGCCUUCGCGGAGAGGAACCCCAUAGAGGAGCUCACUGUGGAUUCUUCUCCUGUUCAGCAAAUCUCCCAGCUGCUGUCCUUGCUUCAUCAGGGCCAAUUCCAGCCCAAACCAAACCACCGGGGAAAUAAGUACUUGGCCAAGCCGGGCUGCAGCAGGAGUGCAACCCCAGACACAGAUGGCCCAGGUGCCAGGGCUGGUGGCCAAGCAGAACCGGACCAGGAAGAAGGACCCUUGGACCCUGAAGAGGACCUCUCUGUGAAGCAGCUGCUAGAAGAAGAGCUGUCAAACCUGCUGGACCCCCACACAGGCCUGGCCCUGGACCGACUGAGUACCCCCGACCCAGCCUGGAUGGCCAGGCUGUCUUUGCCCCUGACCACCAACUACCGUGACAACGUGUUCUCCCCGGAUGCAGCAGCCUCGGAGGAGCCAAGGACCUUCCAGACGUUCGGCAAGGUGUCAGGGACCGAGCUGAGCCCAACGGGCACUCGGCUGGCCAGCACCUUCCUCUCAGAGAUGAGCUCGCUGUUGGAGAUGCUGCUGGAGCAGCGCACCAGCGUGCCCGUGGAGGCUGCCUCUGAGGUGCUGCGGCGGCUCUCCGUCUGUGGAAGGACCCUCAGCCUAGACCUGGCCACCAGCGGGGCCUCGGGCACGGAAGUCCAGGGGGGCCCAGGUGGAAAGAAGGGGUCCGAGGGCAGGACCGGUAGCAGCAGCAGCAGCAGCAGGGGCCUGUGGAUCCAGGAACCAGGGGCCCUGGGAGAUGUUAGGGAGCCCAGGCCCUGAGGAUCCUGGGAUAUGAGCUGGUUUCUAAAAUCUCUGAACUCACUAACCAGAGGUGGCCUAAGAGCUUUAGGGUGACUGAUGCUGUCCCACAGAGUGGGCAGCGACCCAAGGACUAAUAGCUGGCUGACCAAAGCAGACCCUUCUAGGGGCUGGUUCUGCUUGUGAACUUUUUGGAGGACGCUGAUAGUUUGUGGCUAAGUGUUUGCUGGCAAAACACAGGUAGAGCACAUAGAGCCAGUCUUCCAGUGGAAGAAAUACCACGGAGUGUCACUAGCAGGAAAGGAUGGCCUCGUUGCAUACGAGAGGGUGGGGGGCUGGGUCCUGGGGUGCCAGGCAAAGCCCUCUGCCCUACUAAUAAAGGAAAAAUAGUGGCUUAUUCUCCUGUUUACACUUAUCAAGAGGGAGGAGGGAAGAGAAACCGAGUGAGGGUUGUCAUCCACUCCCUGGCAAGAAGGUCUUGCUGGGCCUGGACAGGAGUGGGGCAUGUUGGUGCAGCGUUAGGUACGCAACAAAGGACAUGUGUACUCUUGAGCCCACUCCUCUACUGCUACAUAAUCAAAUAGUCUGCUUCUCAGCUGGAAAAUUGGGACUAAGAAAAGUGUGACUAUUUAUGGAGUAUUUACUUGAGUCAGGCACUAGGCUUGCAAUAGGAUUUAAUUAAAUUUCUCAACAACCCUGGAAGGGAGAUGUUACUAGCCCCAUUUCACAGACAAGGACAUGAGGCUUGGAGAGGUUGAGUGUCUUGCCCAAGAUUAAGCAGAGAGUAGAGGCAGAGACAGGAUUUGGAGCCAGGCUUGUCCGACACCAGAACCCAUGCCCUCGACCUUGACACUAGACUGCCAGCCAAGGAAAAGCCCCCAUAGAUGAGCUUUUGCCAGUAGUGGGCGUGUCUGAGCUCCCCUCCAGAAACACUGCUAAAAAGAGCAUUUCCCAAGCUGCUCAGACCUGCACGUCUGGGCACUUCCGAGCCCAGAGUAAAAGGGACUUGGAUCUGACCUGAUGUAGGCCUGGGCCUCUGCAGGAUCCUGUCCUUUUCCAGUGAGAAGCCCUUCUAGAAGUCAUCCUUCUAGAAACAACCGUUCAUGGGUAAAUCUUCCUGUCACAGCAGGUUUGGGCCUGUGAAUUCAGGCCCAAGAGGACAGUGUAUGAACCGGGUCCAUGAAAUUGACACUGACAGCAGCAAACCUUUCAGGGGAGGAGGGAGUGAAGAAACAGCAAAUAUUUUCCCAAGGCUCAGCCUUAUAAUUUUCCUGGAAAUUUCCAAGCUCAUACAGCUAGCUUCUCAAUAUCAUGGGGCUUUCCUGGACACCGAAGGCAAAAAUGCCUCUGUGCUCCUCCUUUUGUCCUCUUUUGGAGCUCAGGACUCGUGGUCACUGUCCACAGCAAUGGGCCCAUCAUAACCCUAACUAGGGUUAAUGAAAACCCUAUACCCAUACUUAGAAUGCAGUGUGGUAUCAUUAUUCCAUUCAUUUUACAGAUGAGGAAAAUGAGGCCCCAAAAGCUAAGUGCUUCAGAAGCAGGGUCUCCAGGUCUCUGAUCUCACUCCAGGCCAGAGUGAUCUUACAAGAUCUGUGAUUUUUCAAGCUGUUGGGCUCCCCACAUCAAUGAGAGAGGCCAGAGGAGACCAAGCAGGUAGGGCCUCCAGCCUGACCAGCCAGGUGCCCGGCACAAAGCAACAUUUGCUGAAUACUUACUGAAUGGAUGAAUGAAUGGGUAAAAAAUGCGCCAGAGUUUCUUCUUAUCUAUAUUGGAGCUCCAGGUAAGACUUCGUUAGGAAAAUUAAAAAAAAGUUUCAUUCUGCAAAAGCAAUGUCUGAAAACCACAGCACUAGAAUUGAUGGUGCUGACCUCCCAAUGAGUGGUAAAUUUCCAGGGCAGAACUGAUAUUGGGAGGGUGGAGAGAAGAGAUAACGGGAGGAGGUGACCUAAGGAACCUGGAACUAUGGCUGGCAACUGGAUCACUGGAGACACUGGAUCGCUGCCUCACUCUAGUCCAAAAGUCCUACAUCUGUAGUCCUUGGGACUCUGGAGAGACCCCCUACAUACUAGGCAAAACAUAAGUAUAUAAGCAUUUUUCUAAGCAGAAAAUACAAAGUUCUCAUCAGAUUCUCCAAGGAACAUAUGACCUAUAAAAGGAUGUGCGGCACUGCUCUGUCACAAUCUAAACCUCCACGGACAUGGGUAAUUUUAGUCAUAAGGAGACUGAACAUUUUACAGCAAGAAGUGGCAAGACAGAAAAGGCUGACUGGGCCAAAGCCAUGUGGCAGGUUUAUGGCAGGACUGGGGUCUGGGUCUGGGGUUUAGUAUGAUGAUCUUACUAACACAUCAAGGGUUCUUAACCCGGGGCCCUUGGUUGGGCUUCAGGAUCUAUAAACUUUCCGUAUUGCACACAAAAUUGGGAGGAGGUGCAUUUUCCUACGGGAAGAAAUCAGUGCUUUCAUCAGAUUCUCAAAGGUUAAGGACCACUGCAAUCCUCUAGGUCAGUCCUCAGUCCUGCCUGUCCCACAAAACCUGGAGAACUCAUGGGCAGAGCUAUUCAGAGGCAACCAAUCUGAUCGGGGUGGGGGUGUUGGUACCAAGGGUUGUGCUCUCGCCUGCACCAUGCAACCCUCUCCUAACACGCUAAUACCAGCCCUUUCCCAAUAACAGGCUGAGAGUGAGACGGUGUAUAUGGUGACAAAACCAAGUGGGCUCAACAGGAAGGUUACAGAAACUUCUUGACAUCAGCCAAGAUGUCAAAGCUAAGACUUUGGACAUGCUCAAAACAGUUUCCACCAAGAUGGGCUCUGUCCCCUGGGAGACUGAGGGAGCAGGCAAGCCAGCAAGCGCUCAGUUAAAUGUCAUCUUAAUUUGGAAAGUGCAGAGGGACAUUUUUUAUCAACAGUCAGCCAUUCUCCAGCACCAGGAGUGGGAUGCAGUGCUCACUCAGAGCCUGGGGGCAGCUUAGUGAUUGACAGGCAGCCUUUGUCUGCUACCCAACUUCAGCUUGGCGGCUCACUGACCCUACCUCUCCUCUGGCUGAAACAAGAGUGAGAUGGCAACCACCACCCCUGGGACUUUGGAGAGAACCAAAUCCCAGAAAGGAGAAGACAGGAGGGAAGAGGGUGUAGUUUUAGCACAAACUCAGCUUCGCACAUAGUGUGUACCUAGAAAAUAGGUCUGUUUUUCAGCCCCUACUAAGUAUUGGGUACAAUGUAAUUGGGGGGGGGGGCGCGAGGAGGGAGGCAUGAUCAGAAACACUCAACAUUUUGUAUUUGUUGAGCAAUUACUACAUGUCAAAAGUAGUACUAGGGAUAGAAGCAGGGGUAGGGGUAUAUAGAAUCAUUCCUUCGACAAAUACUUAAAGUACCUACUAUGUGCUGAGUAGGCUUGGUGCUGCGUGUUGGGUGAAGAGGGGGCAAUGCCUACAAUCACUCAUUCACUGAAUAAAUAUUUACUGAAUAUGUACUAAGCACCCUGCAAUCUGUUUAGCACUGAAGAUAUAAUGAACCAAAACAGCCUGGUUCCUACUGUAGCAUCAGGGCUCCCUGAAAACAGCAUCUCCAGAUAAGGAAACUGAGAUAGCAGAGCCUUGCACAAAGGACUCACUGCUGAGGGCACCAGGCCCUGACCUCAGGUCACCCAGUAUCCUAAC